UCCAGUAGCACCCCAGGCGGCUGCUGCAAAAACAGAAAAAGGGACAGCCAGUUAAAAAGGAUUAAAGUAGAAAAAAAAAUCUAGCUAACUUUCAGCUUUCCUAGAUUGCUAGUGCAUUUUAUAUUUAUAUUUUUAUUAAAAGGACUUUUGUGUUGAAAACAAAAAGAGAGGGAGUGAGCGAAAAUGAUGAGUCUGCUAUGCAUCACAAUUAUCUCCCUGACCCUGGCUGGCAGCGCAUACUGUGAAAUGACGACCCCCUACUCACAAGUAUUGGUCAAGGCUGAGCUAGGUGGUAACGUCACCUUGCCCUGCAGGCACAUCCCGACAGACGACUUCUUCGAAAACAUGAGCAUGCGAGUCAAAUGGAUGAAAGUGGCAAAUGACGACAGCCUGAAUAAGGAUGUGAUAAUGUCUAUGGGAUUCCACGAGAGGACAUAUGCAAGCUUUGAGAAUCGUGUCUUUUUGCCAAAAUCCGACAUUAACGAUGCCUCAUUAUUAAUGACUGAAAUCUCCAUGGAUGAUGUGGGAAAAUACAGAUGUGAGAUUAUCACUGGGGAGGAAGACACUGUGCAGGAAAUCAUCUUAGAAGUGGACCAUGGUGUUGCUGAUGGUGUUGUAUUCCCAUACUCUCCCCUUAUUGGCCGCUACAACCUGAAUUUUGACAAUGCAGUCAAGGCCUGUGAGAGUCAGGAUGCUGUGGUUGCUUCCUUUGAGCAGCUAUACAAGGCCUGGAAGGGCGGCCUGGACUGGUGCAACGCUGGCUGGCUGAAUGACGGUACAGUGCAGUAUCCCAUCACCAAACCCAGAGAGCCUUGUGGUGGCUCCAACAGCAAGCCUGGUCUCAGAAGUUACGGACGCCAAGACAAGAAAAUAAGCCGCUUUGAUGUGUUCUGCUAUGUUUCCGAACUCAAAGGUCAGUUCUAUUGGCUGGUCCAGCCUGACAGGCUGAACUUUGAUGAGGCUGUGCAGGCGUGCUUAGACGAUGGUGGAGAGAUUGCCAAAGUGGGCCAGAUGUACGGCGCCUGGAAGCUUGGUGGCUACGAUCGCUGCGAUGCUGGCUGGUUGGCCGAUGGAAGUGUUCGUUACCCCAUUUCCAGACCCCGCAAGCACUGCAGCCCCAAUGAAGCUGCAGUUCGUUUUGUUGGAUUCCCAAACAAAAACCUGAAGUCUUAUGGUGUCUACUGCUUCAAGGCUGAUGAGUGAGGAGGUUGAAUGUCAAAGGGAAACCAUAACUACCAAAGAGCAGCCACAACCUCGGCCAAUAGAAUCAACAAUGAAGCAGAUAAGCUUCGCAUAUUAACUAGCAUGAACUCAAUACAUUUCUGAAGCUGUGAUAACACUAAAAUACAUUCUUUACAUCUUGCAUCCGUAUGCAAUAAAAAAAAAUAUUUGUAGCCAUUAAGUUUUUUUUUUGUUUGUUUUGUUUUUGUUUUUUUUUCUAGCAGUGCAUCCUUUAAUCUGACUGUUGCAUAAAGAACAACAGUGUUAAAGUUUGAUUGGUGUGAAUGAGAAAAAAACUUCAGCUUAGAGGUCAACUUGAUCUAUGUUUUGUUUGUCUUCCACAGAAAGAUUAGAUGUGUGAAGUUCAGGAUCAUAAGCAACUGGACACAGUGCAGAAGACAGUGCUGCUUUAAAAUGUGUCUUGAGCAAUGUGUUUUAUUUUUUAUGAAGUAUUACAUCAACGAAAAACCAAAUUGAUUACAAUGUGACGAAAAGAGCUUGGCUACAACUGAUGAGUUGACAUAUACAUAAAAAAAAACUGUCAUCAGUUGGAUGGAUCAUUAGAGAUUUAGCUCUUUAUUAUUUUUAUUUUAAUCUAGAUAUGAAACAUGAACAAACUGACUGCAAAGUGAAAUCAAUGAAAAUGUCUUGGUCUGUGACCAAAUCUGUGUUGAAAGCUCAUUUUAACUCCCAGCUCCCUCUUGUGAUCUGAAAGAUAUUUUACUGUUAGGACUUUAUGCCGUGUGUUUAUAAGUUCUAACAAAAGGUUUUUACUUUUUAAUGACAAUAUACUUAUAGAUUUUUACAUGUUUAUAAAGUUCUAAAGUAAAGUAAAACAAAAAGCGUAGUUUUUGGGCUCAUUCAAGCAGGAUUUUGGCCAGAUACUGAACACAAGAUAAGUAUAUCUAUUAUUUCCCACAUGUAUACAAGAAAUUUAUGUUAAUUUAGCAGAAAUUACAGUACAAAUAAAACUAUCAACUGCAGGAAUGGAAAAAUAAUCUGUCUACUGGGUUGGUUUUCUGUGGUCUCUUGUACGUCUAAAAGGAAUAAUUGAUAGUCAUGCUGUGGUGACUGAUUCGGAAGAUUUACCUGUGGACCAGAAUGAGCAUAUUGUUGAGUACGGAGUUGGUAAUGUAGAGUUAUGCCACAAGCAGUAGAUAAUACAAUUUAUAAUAUUUGGUUAUAAAAAUCCUUUUAAAAUUUGUGUUUUUGCUACUUUAUUUCGUUUCACUUUUCUAACCCAGCCCACUGACAUAUGGUACUUACUGCAGAUGUGUAUUUGUACACACAUGUGCAUGAAAAUGAUAAAGGUAUUUUUGUUUCUUAUUACUAUGUACCUUUUCAACAACACGGUUUUGAAAAUAAAGAUACAAGUUUUAAAAUAUUUUUUCUAAGUGUUCCUUUUCAAUACUAAAUCAUUAUUUAUUAUAACGAGGUGGGAAAGUUCAAGCUGUGAUCUUAACAGUUUUGUUUAUACUGCCAUGAAUCUGGUGAAGCCAUAAACAGAACAUCUCGGCAGUGUAGGUUUUAAUGAUUGGACCCCGAUAAUUUAUUAGUCCUUUGCCAUUUCUCUGUUUAUCCCCAGAUGGCCAGCCCACCAGCCUUCUACUUCACAAGACAAAGGGGAUAUUUUUUUACUUGUAUACUUGUAAAUACUAUUUUCUUUUCGUGGA
Molecule: messenger RNA, 2894 nt
Organism: Melanotaenia boesemani (Boeseman's rainbowfish)
Lineage: Eukaryota; Metazoa; Chordata; Actinopteri; Atheriniformes; Melanotaeniidae
Product: hyaluronan and proteoglycan link protein 1-like
Exons: 4
Coding region: 184-1203 (339 amino acids)
Biological process (GO): cell adhesion
Molecular function (GO): hyaluronic acid binding
Source: RefSeq, a predicted model, not a curated record